Molecule: messenger RNA, 2224 nt
Organism: Zingiber officinale
Lineage: Eukaryota; Viridiplantae; Streptophyta; Magnoliopsida; Zingiberales; Zingiberaceae
Product: protein WVD2-like 7
Exons: 11
Coding region: 327-1949 (540 amino acids)
Source: RefSeq, a predicted model, not a curated record
ACAAAAUAAGAAGCGAACCAACUCAUUCCUCCUCUUGCUUGCUCGAGGCGAAGUGCUCUGUGGAUGUCUUCCAAGGAAUCGGCUCGUCCUCUUGCUCCGAUUUGGAUAGUUCACAGAUGUCAAAUUGGUCUGUUUGAAUGAGUGGGGGAAGCGGGAAGUGAAAUCUUUCGAAGUCGAUCGAGGGGAAAUCUUCUCCCUGAGCUAUUCGUCGUCGGAUUUUGUUGGAAUGAGGCUGAAGUGAAUAGGUCAUUUUACUACACUGAGAAAGCUUGGAGAUCUGCACCUAGGAAAAUGGAUAUGUGGUGAUCAGGGUUCGGCUUUCCACAAUGAGAGAAACUGAAGACUCCGUUUUGUAUCAGGCUGAGAGUUUACCCUCUGGGUCUGUAUCAUUUGGCCGCUUUGAAUCUGAAACCUUGUCGUGGGAAAAAAGGUCAUCAUUCUCUCAUAACAGAUACCUUGAAGAGGUUGAGAAAUAUGCUACACCUGGUUUGGUUACUCAGAAAAAAGCUUAUUUUGAGGCUCACUUUAAGAAGAAGCCACUUUUGCAUCUCAACUCAUUCGGUAGUCAAUAUGAAAAAUACCAACCUACCAAAGAUCAUAUUGAAUUCUGUAAAGAUGAUCUUGUUGAAUGCGGUGAUAACGAACCCACUGAAUUUACUUUCUAUGAUGAGACACCUCCAAUUUCUUAUGAGCACGAGUUGGUCAUACAUGAACAUGACAAACAAGUUUUGAGCCCCGAAUUCUCACAAGAGUUUAGUCCAUCAAUAAGUGAGCAUCUUAUAGUUUGUGGUGUUGUAGAGUGUGGUGAAGCACACCAAAUACAAUCAAAUGAUGAUAUUCCAGGAGAUGAGACUCUGCAAAUGGUCUCUAAAGAGAACCAUGAGCAUAACUCUGGUUCCCCUCAAGAACAACAUGAUGAAGUGCAAAUUGCAACUGAAAUUCCUGCAGAUCUGGUAAAUAAGGCUGCUGCUUCCAAGAAAACAGAGAAAAUUACUCUCAAAGUAAAGGGAGAACUUGAGAAGCAAAUUACAAAAGCAAAAUCAAAGAAUCAGUUAGCAGAUUCACAAAUUAUGAGAAAGCCUUCAACUCAGAAGAAUUCUCGUUAUCCUGAUAAGAUAUUUGCAAAAAGAACAGAUGAGGUGGAGAGAGAAAGCACAAAGAAGGCACAACCAGGAAUGAAAUUGCCUGAAAGAGUUCCAAGAAAUACUCUUGAUGCUAAAUCCCAGAAAUUUGAGGAUUCAGAAAAGCUGAUAGCCAAAGUAAAAGUAGAAAACAGAAGAAAUAAAGGUCAAAGCAAAAACAAGGUAGUGCAAAUCCCUAAUCCUAUUGCCGGAAAAUGUCAAAUUGAUGAGCCACAUUUUAUGAACAGAUCUUUGAAGUAUCCUGUUUCAGCUAAGACAGAAGUUAGUCAAGGUACUUCGGACUUCCAUUUCAAAAGUGAAGGGCGGGCUAUGAAACGAAAAGAGUUUUACACGAAGUUAGAAGAAAAGCUCCAUGCCAAAGAGGCCGAGAUGACUGAGAUCCAAAUUAGAACACAGGAAGAAGCAAAAACAGAGAUUAAGCAGCUUAGGAAGAGCCUUAACUUCAAGGCAACUCCUAUGCCUUCUUUCUACAAUGGAGCUGCACGUGGCGCCACCAGAAGCAAAAAGGUGGUUGAAAUGCCUGCAAGUGUUCCCAAGUCACAAAACAAUACUAAGAUUCCUACAAAAGGAAGUUCGUCUAGAGAUACUUCUCUAGGGUUGUCUAAGAUCAAUCAAGAAGGCUCCUCAACUGGUGAACCAACAACCUCAAAAAGUGGUAAGCUUCAAGAGGCACAAGCUCCAGCGAAGAAGCAUGAGAAGAGCAACUCCAGUGCAAAACAAGGAGAUGGCAUCAGAAAGAAAGAACCAAGACGAACUGCAGCGAGAACCAGUGUCAGAAGGACGACAACAAAGGCCAUUUCCAACUGAGAUUUUGCAGAUCGAGUGGACUCACAAACUGUGCAAUUUGGUUCGUUGUCAAUGCCUCGUCAGCCAGUUUUUGAGAGAAAUGCAGCUUCAUUGUGGAUUUUGUAGAUCUUAUUGCGGAUUUUGUAGAUCUUAUUGCGGAUUACGGUGAUGUUAUGCGAGGAAAUAUUAGCCAAAUUCGUUUUUAAACCACGCUUGUAUUUUUGAUCCAAACAUUGUGGACUAUUCCAAGUUUUGUGAAAAAAAAUAAUGAUAGUAAAUUGUAGCAAUUUAAAAAA